This is a messenger RNA of Xylona heveae TC161, 4578 nucleotides long. RefSeq lists its product as hypothetical. Bases 242 to 4336 code for a protein of 1364 amino acids. The transcript has a single exon. Gene Ontology annotation, cellular component: cytoplasm. Lineage: Eukaryota; Fungi; Ascomycota; Xylonomycetes; Xylonales; Xylonaceae. The record is from RefSeq and is a predicted model, not a curated record. Gene Ontology annotation, molecular function: ATPase inhibitor activity; protein-folding chaperone binding.
UGCUUGACCAUUGUUUGUCACAACUCUUUGCGCCUGCAGCUUCACAGUUACCAACAUCAAAUUCCACCUGUUUUAUCAGCAAUUGUGUCAUGUUAAUAAUACCCGUCACGAGGCUUUCAGCCUAGGUGGAGGCCCUCUGUGAAGUCGCAAUUCCCGACGAGAGCUGAACACUGUCGUGGCAUUUUACCAUUACAUCAAACAAGAUUUUCCGUGGUCGACCAGCUCCGAAGCACCUUUCGAGAUGCUUGGGCAGCUAUUCCACAGACUUACACCCUCAGGGCAUUCGAAUCCUGCCACCACCUCCCUCGAUUCCGUCACUGAAGAAGCUCACACCCGAAAUCUCCUAUUUCCGGACCCUAGCCAGCUCAAUCGGCCCCAGAAUCACGCUUUUCCUCUUAACAAUGGACCCGCAGCUCCUUCUGUCACUACAACGGGGCGAUAUGACAAUGUUGGAGAGGUGGACUUGGAACACAUUCGCGACGUGCGUGUCCUGAUUGCACAGGAUUCGACAGCCUCACAGCCCAAAGCUGUUCUCUACGAUUCCAAACCUCCGCCCACCAAGCCCGCUCAGCCAAAGAAUGUCUCCCCUUCUUUGCCUAUUCAAGGGCGAGCUCGCCUGAACAGCACCGCUUCCCGUUCGACUGGAAAUGGAGUGUCAAAUCCAAAACCCAGCAGCCGCACUCAAUCUUCCCAUGUGCGACAAGUUUCGGAAGGAUUCGACAAUCCGCGUUUACGUCGAUCUACCGACUCAGGCGGGAGCGCAUUUCAACGUGCUCGGCGAACCUCCAGUCUAAGCGUCAGUCCCUCUACCGAAGAAUCGGCGCAGAGUCGGCUUGCUCGAGAGGGUGAAGAAGAGGUCAGGAAUGUGUUGGAUUGCAUGUUUGGCAGCGCCGUACUUAGUUACAAGGGGCCAAGCACAAAAUUACAUGUUCUUUCCAAUGAGACCCGGUCGAGCGAGCAUUCUUUGCACAAUGGCCCUUCGAGCAACGAUAUUUCCAGCUCUUUUGGAAAGUCGAGCGGGGCAAGACGAGGAAUUUUAAGUCAGUCUUAUUCAUCUGGUUAUCUUUCUCCGCGCCUGACAUCCACCUCAGAAACAACAGAAACAACAACUUCGGCGGCGGCGGCGACGACGACGACUAAAGAUCCAAAGGGCUCCGGCAAAAGGACACUUCUUAUUACAAGAAUGUUUUCGGUCAGCCUGCCAGAAUCAAGUGCUCGGUACGACGCCACACCCACUGUACAAAACUCCUACAGCACUACCGAUAGCUAUUUUCCAGCAAUGAGCAGCCUAUCCUCAAACCCUAAAGCUGUUAAGCAGAGAAAGACACCCAUGUACGCCGUCGCGCUACUCUUCCAACUUCCUGUACCCAACCAUUGGGCAAAACGUGGAGGUGUUAGGGUAACAAGUCCAAUCGAUGGAUCUGGCUCGUUCCCAUCGUCGUUUGAAUCCGAGAGACAAGCAGGCUGGACCUUUUUAGACUCGGCUUUUGGGUCAGACUCGGCUUUGUCAGUCGCACCGUAUGAUAAAGUUGAUGAUCUGGUCGAUGUCAUCCUACAGCGCUGGGACGUUGUCGCUCGGACACUUGCAUAUCUCGAGUCAACUGCUCGUGAGAGGAUCCUUGAACAGCUCAAGGCUCUGGAUCUCGCCUCGCCGCAGCUGACGCCAUCCAUAUUCUCACGCGAGGCCAAUGAGGCUGUGAUAGCGAGACAAAAGCAGGCGAUACGAGCCAGUCAAAGGAGCUUGCAGCUCCCUCCUGACGCGCUCUACGCCGAUGAUAUAGUCAAGAGUCGUGUCAACCUUGCUAUAUCUAGAGUCAUCCGUGGCAUCAAAACGCCAAGAGUCAUUACUGGUCAAGGCCGUUGGGGUGUGUGGAGGGAAGAAGCUCGCUGGGUUGGCCGUUGGGCCGGUGGGAAAGAGCAGAAUUUUUUCUUUUUCAAUCUAUUGACUGCAUUUCUCGGCAACCAUACAGAGUGGUUGAAUAUAAUUGGACCUGCAUGGUAUCGAAGACGCUAUCAGCAACAACAGAGACAGUCCCAAAGCGAGGACUUGGCAAUCCCAUGUCGCACCGUCAUAGUUUGCGCAGAUAAAAUGGCAUCGCGACGAUUGAUUUUCCUCUUGACUGCUUUUUUGCCGGGCAGUAUUGGCGCUCAGGACAAUGGAGUUGCUUACUUGCCCAGCAAUGCUGGCUCGCUCAGGGGAUAUUCUGGCUCGCCUCCUUCAGCCAUGCCUCUGCGCGAGGUGUCUCUACGACGAAAGAUUAACAAAAGGGGGCCGAUAAAUCGGGCAAAUUCCAGCCUCGGAACAUAUGGACGUGCGAGCAGCGUUUCACUUCAUAGCGUUCAAGAAGGAGGCUCUCCGGAUGAGCCUUCUCGCUCGGGAAGACAUCACUUUAGAGCUCAGUCAGCGAAUCCAUCGGUGAAUACAGCCAAUAUCGCGAUCCCCUCAAAUAACGGCACUUCCAGCAGAAACAGCGCAGCUACAACAUCUACAGUGACGCCAAAUGCCACUAUACCAGUUCCACAUUUUGCUAUGCAUCGCAACAGCAAACCAGCAGCGGUAUCAGCUGCUGGAGCACGUCGCGGUAGCACAGAUAGUCUGGCGUCUGCAAAUCUGCUCCAUACUUUGAAAAGGGGUGGGAGCACAAAUACCACCAAUGCAGGCUCUGAAUCAGGACGUGGUGGUUGGGGAAGUUUGAUUAGUGGAUUCUGGAGCAGCCGACGGGACUCAUCCGCGGUGGAGACGGACAUGAGCAACGCCUGCGACGACAGCGCUAAUUCAUACUCUGUUCAGCAAAAGUUGUCCAUGUCUUCAUCUGCCAACCCAUACACCUCUUCCCAAAAGUUUGCUCAGCUCUCCAGUCCUGAAGAAGAAGAGGCAAUUGAGGGCGAAGACGAGCAAGACGAAUCGGCGGCUGUCAAUGGUGACGCCGGAGCAUCAGGUCCCAACAGCAUUUCUCAAGAUGCGGAUACGUCGCGGCCCGGCAAGCCAAUACCUGAGCGGCCCAAAACUUUUGACGCCCCAUUACGAAUGUCUGUUGAUGAAAACGACGGCGUCAUAGACGUAGAGAUUCCGACGUCAAACUUUUUCGGCCCUUCAUCGUUUGGCUCACCUAUCCAGUCCCCUUCACUUGGCGGUUUCAUGUCUGGGUCGAGCUUCGACGGCGGCGCGUCAACCUGCUCGCAUACAUCAACAUGCCCGUUUGCAAAUACCGAGCCAGAGACGCCAGCCAAUGUGGCAGGGUGGCUCAACAACUACCACGAGGAUUUUGCACUGCAAGCUGUCCGGCCAUACGCUUCACUCGAAGACGAAAUCAAGCGCUCCAUGAGCGCUGAACCAACUCCCAUAUCCGCCAUUGCCACCCCUGGCAACACACCCGGCGUUGGCAGUGGUGGUAGUGCAGCUGGCGCUACUGCUGCCGAUACCGCACCAAUAGAUAAAUGGGUCGACGUGACAUCCACUCUGAUUGCAGACUGCCAGACCUUUUCCAUUAAACGCAUCAAAUUACGACGCCACGUCAAGCUUUCUUCCUUCGCCGCCGCCGCCGCUGCCUCGCGGCUGCCAGCUUCCACCCAGCAUCCUCCAACUUCUCACGGCUACCCUGCAUCGUCUUACCCCUCCUCCACCUCCUUUGCCGCCGAGGACAACAGCACUUUCGGCCUGCGAUCCCAAUACGGCAACCCCUACACCCCGGACCAACUGACCCCCUUUUCACGACUCCCCGAUUCCCACGUCGAAGAGGAAUUUGUCGAAGAACCCAUCAUGGACAUGGACGGCACUCUGGCCGACGCCGUCGAGCGCAUCCUCGCCCAGAGCGUCCCCCCGUCUCAUAUCCACUCUACUGCCUCGUCCAGAUCAAGUUCCCGGCUCGGUAUCCGCGACCGCCGCACCCUCUCCGAAUCUAUCCAUCCUCCUCUUCCCCCUCCUCCUCCUCCUCAUCCCCAUCCCCAUCAUCAUCACAAUCCGACUACUACUACUACUACUACUACUACUACUACUACUACUACUACUACUACCACCACCAGCACCUUGGAAGUCCCAAGAGGCGAGUGCAAAAAGACCGUCAUUGGCGCCCUCGAGGAAGUCGUCCGCAGCGUCACGGCCGAGCGCGCUCGUGAAGAACAGGACCUCUGCGACACCUGUGCUGUGACUCCAGGUCCGGGCCCAAGUACCGCCCUGAGCGGCGUCAAGGCUGCUGGAGAGUUACGUGCCUCUCGCUCUCGCAGGGCUAGCAUCGACGUCGGUCUUCUCUCGAGUAAUGCCGCGCCCGAAAGCACAUUGCGUGAGGGCGUGCGUAGGUGGUUGACCGAUAUUGAAGAGGGGUUGAUAUGGGCUUAGUCUCGAGUUCUUCUUUUGGGGGUGUGGGAGGGAGGAGGGGAAGGGAGAAGGGGGAAGGGGGUUUGUUUCGUUUUCUGUUUUCCCCAUUUUCUGUACUUUGUUUUCUUCCUUUUAUCCCCAUUCUUCAUCUUUUGUUUUCUUCCUUUUCCCCUCCUAUUAUCCAUCCUUUGUUUUCUUCCUAUUAUCCACCUUUUGGUUCCUUUGUUUUUCGGUUCGAAAACUGAAACUCGAACGUUUUGGUC